Colletotrichum costaricense is the source of this 765-nucleotide messenger RNA. Its product is annotated as emopamil binding protein. The record is from RefSeq and is a predicted model, not a curated record. Gene Ontology annotation, molecular function: cholestenol delta-isomerase activity; C-8 sterol isomerase activity; steroid Delta-isomerase activity. Gene Ontology annotation, cellular component: endoplasmic reticulum; membrane. Gene Ontology annotation, biological process: sterol biosynthetic process. NCBI's taxonomy places the organism in Eukaryota, Fungi, Ascomycota, Sordariomycetes, Glomerellales, Glomerellaceae. Bases 1 to 765 code for a protein of 254 amino acids. The transcript is spliced from 5 exons.
AUGGAUAACUCGACAGACGCCGCCUUUGCGCAUCCUUACUACCCAGUCACCGCUGCCCUACCGCACUAUGUCGCCAACAAAAACUCCGUUCUCAGCUUGCUCGUAUUCUUCGGGAGCAUAAUAUCCUUCGUCGUCUUUACAGCCGUCGCGGGUGCUAGAAAUACCUAUCCCCAGCUGAAAGCCUCGGACCAGCUUACCGUGGCUUGGUUUGCUCUUUGCGGUUUCCUUCACUGUUUCUUCGAAGGAUACUUUAUCCUCAACCACAAGAGCCUGGCCAGUGACCAAAGUCUCUUUGGCCAGCUGUGGAAGGAGUAUGCACUCUCCGACUCUCGCUACCUGACCUCCGAUCCAUUUAUGCUCUGCGUUGAGUCCUUCACAGUACUCGUAUGGGGCCCCCUCUGCUGGGCCAUCGUCAUCACUACUGCCAAGCGGAACCAGUUGCGUUACCCAUUUCAGAUCAUCAUGAGUGUUGGGCACCUGUACGGCGUCGUGCUUUACUACUCAACCAGCUUGAUCGAGUUCUACUCCAACGGAGUAUCGCAUAGCAGACCUGAGUUUCUGUACUUCUGGGUCUACUACGUUGGUUUCAAUGCUCCUUGGGUCAUUGUGCCUGCGAUUAUUCUCUACCAAACCACGGUCCAUAUCAAGAGGCACCUCACAGACCGUGCGGACGUGGUGGCCAAGCUGAACAGGAUUGAUGGCAUUAUGGGCGACAAAUCUUGGCAGACGUACGUGCCUAAGGACGAGGAGAAGAAGACAAACUAG